[Candida] anglica is the source of this 2523-nucleotide messenger RNA. The record is from the annotation of a GenBank genome assembly. Lineage: Eukaryota; Fungi; Ascomycota; Pichiomycetes; Serinales; Debaryomycetaceae.
CUCGUUUUGUUUAUAUAUACUGAGACUUGUCUGAAUGAGCAAGGAAAGCUCCAUCAUUGUGGCCGUGAGGGUACGGCCAUUCACGGCAGCAGAAGAACGGAAUUUGGUGCUACAACCCGAAGAACAACAAUUUGCUGGAGAUGGAUCAUUAGCCGGCACAACUCUGGGGGGUAACACCAUGUCACCCUACCAGUUGAGCCGAGGUGUGAGACGGGUUGUGUCUGUGGUGGAUGAUCGUAUGCUUAUAUUUGAUCCACCAGAAACGAAUCCACUUACCAAAAUGCAACAACGAGCAUUCCCCAAUGCUACUUCAAGGAUAAGAGAACAUCGAUUUGUAUUUGAUCGACUCUUUGACGUUGACACUCAACAGGAAGAGGUGUAUGAGCACACGACUCGGCCGCUACUAGACUCUGUGUUGGACGGGUUCAAUGCCACUGUGUUCGCCUAUGGAGCCACUGGAUGUGGUAAGACUCAUACGAUUCUGGGUACACUGGAACAACCAGGGGUGAUAUUUCUGACCAUGAAGGAAUUAUAUAUGAGAAUGGAUGAAUUGAAAGAUACUAAACAUCUCGAUAUAAGCUUAUCCUACUUGGAAAUAUAUAAUGAAACUAUCCGAGACUUGUUAUCUCCAGAAACUCUGCAUAAGAAAUUGAUCUUGAGAGAAGAUGCAGAGCAAAAAAUUCUGGUUGCCAAUUUACUGACACAUACUCCAAAUUCAGUGGAGGAAGUCAUGGCAAUGAUUUUAGAAGGUAAUUCCAAUAGAACCAGUUCCCCCACCGAGGCAAAUGCCACAUCCCUGAGACUGCAUGCCGUGCUCCAAAUUAACGUGGUGCAAAGAGAUAGGACUGUAGAGUUAGAACAAUGUACCACCGUGGCAACGUUAUCGAUUAUAGACUUGGCAGGAAGUGAACGAGCUGCCGCCACGAGAAAUAGAGGUGCUAGACUUCAUGAGGGGGCUAAUAUCAAUAAAUCAUUGUUAGCUCUUGGCAAUUGUAUCAAUGCAUUAUGUGAUCCUAAACGUAGGAAUCAUGUUCCAUAUAGAGAUUCAAAGUUAACAAGACUUCUUAAAUUUCUGUUGGGAGGAAAUUGUAAGACAGUUAUGAUUGUAUGUGUUAGUCCACUGCUGCAACAUUAUGAUGAAACUUUAAAUACAUUGAAAUAUGCCAAUAGAGCCAAGGAGAUUAAAACUAAAGUGAUCCGGAAUCAACAUAAUUUGGAUCGACAUGUGGGGCUGUAUUUAAAGAUGAUCACGCAACAAAAGGAAGAGAUUGAAGAAUUAAGGGCCAGAGAAAAGGAUUUCAUUGCUGAGCAAAUUAUACGUGGCAGAGAACUUGGUCUGAUUUGCUUACAAGAAACUUUAAAGCAUUUAAAUUCCAUUAGAAAAAGGAUAAAUGUUCCAUUCAAUCCAGAAAAAUGGCAGAAAUAUUUCCUCUUGUGUAAACGGAAAUUACUUUUACUUCAAAAAUGUGAAGUUGAAGGUCUUUUAGAUACAAUUAAUGAUCAAAAAAUUAUUAAUUUAUCAGAACAACUCAUCUCAAAAGUAAAUUUCCAAGUGGAAGAAGCUGAAAGACAAUACUCUUCAGGUGAUGAAUUGACGAAAAUUAUUGAAGAUCAACAAAAUCAAGCCAUUUUACAAUUGGAAAAACUUGAAGGAUGGACAACAUACCACGUUGAAGUGUUUAAGGAACUUAUUCAAUCACUCAAGGAAUCGUUAGAACGGGAAAUUCUAUUCAAUUCCUCAAUUCUUUUCGAUCAUGUCAUACAUCAAUUGGAUCCAUUUCUGAUGGGUCUUGUUAAUGAGAGAUCAGAAGAUGUGAUUGGUAAGUUGACUAGGAAACUUGAAACGUUGGUUAGUGGGGAAUAUGAUUCACAGGUGGAGAGCUGCACUGCGGCAUUCAUGAAACUGAAGAUGUAUAAACAAACCGUUGAUGAAUCAAUGAAUGGUGAAGAUGAAGAUGAUGAUGUACCAGAUAGAUAUAGAUUCCUGACACAAUCAUCAUUGCCACAACUGUUCCAAAAAAGAUCACAUUCUCCAGUAAAGGUAUCUAAACCACUGAAGAAACCUGUAAAGGCUGUAAGAUGGGAUGGAGAAAGUGAUAUGAGUAUGGGGGAUAUCAGUAUAGAUAACAAUACAUUUUUUGAAAAUGAAGUCCCUGCUAGUGAUUUGGACCUUUCUUUCAAUCCAACUAUUGAAUCUCCACCUUCCAAACCACCACCUUCUACUCAUAAUAUAUUAGAAGAACUCAAACCACAAUUGCGAGCACCAUCAAGUAUCCCGAUUAAAAGCUUUUUAAAUCAAGAGAAAAAGACUCCGCUUCUCAAUAAGGGAGCCAGUAAAGUCGUGGAAACGGUUAUACCGAACGGUGCUAACACCUCGCCGUUCAAGAACAAACUUAACUCGCUAGGAGCCCCUUCAAGGGUCAUAAAUAAUAGCUUUCCUCCAGAGCAGGAAUUAGCCAGGAAUGUGCAUAGUAAUGGAUCGGAAAAGGUCGAUUAGAUAGAGUAAUGAUUUAACGAAAUAAA